AUACUGCAGAAGUUCACUAUCAGUCUUGUUCUGUUAUCAGCACUGAACAGUGAACUCUGUUAGAGAGAGUCGUGCAAAAUGUCUCUCAUCAAGCAGAAUCUGCACUCAAAUAAUGAGGCGAACAUCAACAAGCUGAUCAACCUGAAGCUGACGGCCUCUUAUGUGUAUCUCUCUCUGGGAAUGUAUUUUGAUAGGGAUGAUGUGGCUCUACCCAACUUCUCCAAGUUUUUCCUGGAGCGUUCACAUAAGGAGAGAGAUCAUGCGGAGGACCUGCUGGAGUAUCAAAACACAAGAGGAGGACGAAUCCUUCUUCAGACUGUUGCGAAGCCCAGUCGUGAUGACUGGAAAGGAGGUAUUGAUGCGCUCGCUUUUUCUCUGGAACAUCAAAAGUCUAUUAACCGAUCCUUGCUGGAGGUCCAUCGAGUGGCAGGAGAGCACUCUGACCCUCAUCUCUCUGACUUCCUAGAAGGUAAAUUCUUCACUGACAGCCAUGAAACCAUCAAGACAUUGGGUGACUACUUGGGCAGUCUGAGUCGCAUCACGUCUUCGGACCCACACGGCAAGAUGGCGGAGUAUCUGUUUGACAAGCACACACUCUCAUCCACUCAGAUCUCAUGAGUUUGCUGCAACAAAUUCACGUUACCGAUACGCAAAUGUGGUCAACUUCUCUAUUUCAUUUUCACCUUUCAAGAUACAUUCCAGUAUGAACCACAUUUGACAAGUUGAAUGAACGAUAAUCAAUGCAAAAGUUAGAAAAUGCUGUGAAAUGUGCUUUUAUCCAAACAUGGUGCCCUCGUGUUAAAGCCUUAACUAUCCCUUGACUGUUUACAGAAUAGUUUAGGUGCCGUGUAAAACUAUCUUGUCCAAAACCAGCCUGUAGGAUUUUCAAAUGGGGUUAAGUACAGCGCAAAAAUGAAAGAGUAUUUUUAGAACGCCAAAAGCUGAAUUGUUUUACCUCCAAAAUGGUGCUCUGUGUCAAUAAUGCAAUAAAUAAAGCAAGCAUUCCAAACAAA
Danio rerio (zebrafish) is the source of this 1013-nucleotide messenger RNA. The record is from RefSeq and is a predicted model, not a curated record. Lineage: Eukaryota; Metazoa; Chordata; Actinopteri; Cypriniformes; Danionidae.